UAACAGUCUUUGCAGUGUGACCUCAGGGCCAGGACACUGAUUGGCUGCUCAGUUAGUUGAUGGAGCAGCUGUGCAUUCUGGGAUGUUUCCCAAGGGGAAGUUGUGCUGAAGAUUAAUGUGGCAGAAGAGUUCCUGGUGUUGUUUCCCAGUGUCUGUGUGUGUGAAUGGGAAGCCCUGCCCCUUGCUCCGCCCCCAGGCCUGAUAUUUGAUGCUGAGGCAGGAGAGGAGGGAGAGAUUUGGGAGAAAGGAAACUGAAACAUAAAGUGGCAUUUAACCAGGAAACGGCUGGAAUUUGCCUCCCAGUUACUCUCACACGCCUUGGCUAAGUGCUGGCGGGCCCGGGCGCUCCUCCUGCUAUCUAUUUCUGUUUUACUUGUCCUUUAACUUUCUCUGCUCACCCUUAAAGGUACCUCUCAUGCUGUCCCAUGCAGACUCCCUCUAUCCAUUCUCUAAGCCACAGGAAUACCAGCCACAAAGCUUCCUUGACCAGCAGAGAAACUUCCUCUUGGGAAACACCUCGGCCUCUUCUCUCCCCACUGCUGCUUGGCACUCAUACCGCACCCCCCCAAAGGACUGCGACCCACCCAAAUAUACACGGCCACAACCUCAAGUGCAAGCCCAGCCACACUUCGGCAACCGGGGACCUCCUGGACAUAUCUGCAGUCUCUCCCAAGCUUUCGGAUCACUGUCAGUCUCUCGCGACCCCUUAGAAAAUAUCGUAUUGACCUUCUUCAGGGGGCAAGGGGACACCCAGACCUUUACAGCAAAAGCAUUAGCUUGGCAGUUUAAGGUGAAAAAAAAGCACAUUAACUAUUUCUUAUACAAAUUUCAGACAAAGGGUUUGCUCUGCAAGAAUUCUGGGACACCUCCACUGUGGAAAAUCUCAUCUAUCACCUCCCAUCCUCCAGCGACCCCAAGCAGUGGCAGCAGCUAUCCGGGGAACUCCUCUCCAGUAGAAGCGUGGGCCACCACUGAUUCUGAAGACACUUCAGUUACCAGCUCCCCCGAGGACAUGGCAACAAACAGUGCGAAAGUCUGUGAGUUCCUUUACAAUUCUCCACCCUCCACGCCCUUCAUCAUCCGCAAGAAUGUCGGGAUCUCUAAAAUGCCCGAACUCACUCAGAUCUUAAACACUCUGGAAAAGCAAGGCGAAGCGUGCAAGGCGAGUACGAACCCCGUGAAAUGGACUCUCACGGCCAAGAAGCGCGAGAGGAUGCUGAUUAAAAAAAGGGCGGCCGAAAUCCACGAGAUGGAGAUGAAAUUGGAAGAAGUUACAGAAACGGAGGUGCCGGAGCCUCCCACUGAGAAGGAACUUGAAAACGGGCAACAAGCCGUCCCUGUGCUGGAAGCCAGCAAUGUGGAGCUCGUCGAGGGGCAAGUCCCUGGUGGGGGUUUUCUUGCUGACCAAAAUCUGGAGGCAUCUGAUGAACCUCCAAGGAAGCGUGCAAAGGGGGGUGAUGAGUUUGAUGACUUUGAAAAUGGCAAGUGGGCUUCUGAUGAUAUCCCCGAAGCUAUGAACACUAUGAACACAGCCGAUGCUCUGGCAGUAACCCAGGAGGAACUCGGGAAGGAAUACCCACAGGCUUAUGAACCCGUCAAGGAAUUAAGCCGUUUGGAUAAGCUACUGGCGUGCCAAGAGAAGAACCCUGUUAGUGGCCUCCUGGAAUUUACUCACUACUGCUCCCAGCAGUGUGACUUUGUUCUCCUCAACCAGAGUGGACCUUCUCACGACCCCCGCUUCAAAAUACAGGCCGUGAUCGAUGGCCGCCAUUUCCCAGUGGCUGAAGCCAGCAGCAAAAAGACGGCCAAAAAAGAUGCAGCAUCGCUUGCUCUUCGUAUACUCCUCCGAGAAGAGCAGGGUGGGACAGAAGAAGAGGUUAUGAUUGAAUACAUGCAAGUUCCAGAAGUUAAUGAAGAGAAGUUACCAGCGCAGCCAUCUUUCCCCUGCAACAAAAAUCCCAUCAGCGUUCUCAUGGAACACGGGCAGAAGUCUGGCAGUAUGUGUGAAUUCCAGCUCGUUCAACAAGAAGGACCUCCCCAUGACCCCAAGUUCACCUAUACUGUAAAGAUUGGAAACCAGACCUUCCCUCCUGUAGUGGCAAACAGCAAGAAGAUGGCCAAACAGCUAGCCGCUGAAGCUGCAGUGCGGGAACUCCUGGGAGACGGCGCGCUGCAGCCUGAGAUGUUCGACCCAUGUUGCAAUCCCAGCGCAACUGAGUUUCCUACAAUUCCAGAACUCUCUGCAGAAGAUCUGAAAAUGGCUCAGACGUCCAGUGUUGGCGACUUAAUUAAGUAUCUAAACGCCAACCCGGUCAGCGGCCUUCUGGAGUACGCUCGUGCCAAGGGAUUUGCAGCGGAGUUCAAGAUGGUCAACCAAACUGGACCACCCCAUGACCCAAAGUUUGUGUUUCAAGCAAAGGUUGGCGGUCGCUGGUUCCCGGCCGUUAGCGCAUCUAACAAGAAACAAGCCAAGGCUGAAGCUGCCGAUGCAGCGCUGAGGGUUCUAAUCGGUGAAGCAGAAAAGGCAGCUCGGGAAGGGGAUAUCAUGGCUGAGCUCCCGGUGAGCGGAAGUACUUUCCACGACCAGAUUGCCAUGCUAAGUCACCAGAAGUUCAACAGCCUUACAGCCCGGAUCCAGAAUAGUCUGCUGGGCAGAAAGAUCUUAGCUGCCAUCAUCAUGAAGAAGAGCAGCGAUGACUUGGGCACCGUGGUCAGCAUUGGGACUGGGAAUCGCUGUGUGAAGGGAGAAGAACUGAGUCUGAGGGGAGAGACCGUUAAUGAUUGUCACGCAGAGAUUGUCUCCCGCCGGGGAUUUAUAAGGUUUCUGUACAGCCAGCUGAUGAAGUACAACCCAGACGUGCCAGGUGACAGUAUAUUUGAAGAAGCAGACGGGGAUUUGUUAAGGGUUCGCCCAGGUGUGACCUUCCACUUAUAUAUAAGCACUGCUCCUUGUGGUGAUGGGGCGCUGUUUGACAAAUCCUGCAGUGACCAGCCUUCUGCAGAGGGGGACACCAAGCACUGUCCCAUUUUUGAGAAUGUGAAGCAGGGCAAGCUGCGAACUAAAGUGGAAAAUGGUGAGGGAACUAUUCCUGUUGAGUCCAGCGAUAUUGUUCCCACCUGGGAUGGGAUUCAGCACGGGGAGAGACUUCGUACCAUGUCUUGCAGCGAUAAGAUCCUGCGCUGGAAUGUACUGGGCCUUCAAGGAGGUCUCCUUACACACUUUAUGGAGCCCGUGUACCUCAGCUCUCUAACACUCGGUUAUCUGUUCAGCAAAGGUCACCUGACGCGGGCCAUCUGCUGCCGUAUGUCACGAGACGGAGACGCCUUCCAGAACCAACUGCCGGACCUUUAUCUCGUUAACCACCCAGAGGUGGGACGGGUCAGUGUCUACGAUUCCACACGACAGACGGGAAAGACUAAAGAGUCCAGCGUGAACUGGUGUCUGGCAGACGAGGAAGCGGAAGUGCUGGAUGGAACCAAGGGAAAAGUGGAGGGAGCCAAACUUGAGAUCUCGCGUGUGUCCAAACUGCACAUGUUCACCCUGUUCCAAGAACUCUGCCUCCUGCGCGGGCGCCACGACCUCUUAGCGCUCAGCAGCUACAGCGACGUCAAGGCCACAGUCGGCACUUACCAAACUGCCAGGGGACAGUUCUUUAGGGCUCUGGAGCAGAUGGGCUAUGGCAACUGGAUCAGCAAACCGCAAGAGGAGAAAUGCUUUUCCCUCUCCAUUUAACAUUUCCUCGCCGUCGCUUCUGUUUUGUUUUUUUAAUUCUGUAAAGGAAUGUUACCAGAUCUGCACUGAGUGUCUUUGUAAAUGGUUCUAUCCGAAAUUAGCAACCCGCCCCCCCCCCCGGCUCCUUUAUUAUUUUAACCGCCUGUACGCAAGUGGAGUGCCAGACAAGUCAAACAAACCAGCAAAUCCGUGACUUUUUGGGGUUUUUAUUUUUAAUGCUUUCUUUGUUUUUUUUUUUGUUUUUUUAAAGCCGGAAUUGAAAACAAUGUACUAUUCCCGUUUCUUCGUUUUCACCGUCUUUCUCGUCCGAUGAGAUCUCUCCAUGGAAUGUAGAGUCAUUGAAGUAUAUUUUCAUGAUUAAAUAAUGUAUAGUGAAGAACUGA
Molecule: messenger RNA, 4116 nt
Organism: Xenopus laevis (African clawed frog)
Lineage: Eukaryota; Metazoa; Chordata; Amphibia; Anura; Pipidae
Gene: adar-a
Product: dsRNA adenosine deaminase
Exons: 15
Coding region: 416-3733 (1105 amino acids)
Source: RefSeq, a predicted model, not a curated record